This is a messenger RNA of Fonsecaea erecta, 534 nucleotides long. RefSeq lists its product as hypothetical. Gene Ontology annotation, molecular function: zinc ion binding; carbonate dehydratase activity. The transcript is spliced from 5 exons. NCBI's taxonomy places the organism in Eukaryota, Fungi, Ascomycota, Eurotiomycetes, Chaetothyriales, Herpotrichiellaceae. The coding region runs from base 1 to 534 and encodes 177 amino acids. The record is from RefSeq and is a predicted model, not a curated record.
AUGGCCUAUCCGACAAUUGCGGAGCUCGUAGAGCGGAGCAAAGAAACCGCCAAAACCCACAAGCCGGUGAUGUCUGGCAACGAACGACGAGCGAGAGGCAUUAAGAUGAGCGCAACCCUUGUCUUGGCGUGUGUCGACCCUCGCUCGACUCCCGAACACAUCUUCGACCUCAAACCCACCGAAGUCAUCGUCCACCGCAGCGCGGCAGGAAACGUGAGCAGCGCCAUCGAAGACAUCCUCGCCCUCGACGUGCUGGUCGGGCUCGACGAGAUCAUGGUCAUCCACCACACCGACUGCGGCUGCCUUCGGUAUAGCAAUGAAAGCAUGCGGAAGGAGAUAAUAUCGCGUAUUGGACCGGAACAUGCGGACGUCAUCAACGCGAUGGACUUUGGGGCAAUUACCGACGUCGAAGAGAGCACCAAGAGCGACAUCGCGUGGUUGAAGCAGUCGCCGCUCUUGCGAAAGGAGCUCUCGGAUAGGGCUCAGGGAUAUGUGUACGAUGUGGUGACGGCCGAGCUGCGUCGUGUGGCCUGA